AUGGCACCGGGUCAGGACACACAGUUGGAGAAAGUCAUUGGUGAGGUGUUGAAGAGUGGGGAUAGCCGCGCACUGGAUGUAUUCUUUCAACGGGACAUACACGAAGGCACCUCUUUAAACUGUUCUCAACACUUUCUCACCAAAUUGGAUAAACUUGUCCACAAGUGUUUGGAUCAAAAAGAUUCCAAAUCAGCUAGUCUGGUUCUGGCCAUCAUCUCCAAAUGUGGGGACAACCUGAAACUACCUGGCAGUGGCCAAGGGCUCUGUGGGAUAAUAGGUCGAGGCCUUAUCAAAAAGAUGGUACAGUGGUUUGAGAAAUGCAGGCAGCUGUGGAUCCAGUGUGGCCCACAGUGGGAUGAGCCUCUGUUCAACCUUUCUGAGGAUUUCUUUGAUGCCCUAACGGUGGUACAUGAAGCAUCUAAAGAGGGAACAUACAAGAUCACUGAUUCCUUCCUGUAUCCUGUUGGUCAAUUGGGAAUUGACCCCAGAAUCAAUAUCCUGAUCCAGAAGGAGGCAAUUCGUAAAUUUAAUCUAAUUCUGGACAAAAUCCCAGUGGAGCUCAAGAAAGAGAAGAAGAUGCUAACAUCUCAGGAGGCCUCGGAUAUCAUGGUCAAGCUGGCUGGUCGGAUAUUGGAGGGUGGUGAUUACGACUUGCAGACAGCCCUGACCGAGGCAUUGUGCAGAAUGGCCACUCCUGUCCAGAGGAGAGAGCUGGCAAGUCGAUGGUUCAGCAUGGAGCAUGUGGCCAGAGCCUUUGCCAAGAUCAGUGAUUCUGAGUUUGAGACGGAUUGCCGCAAGUUUCUGAAUUUGGUGAAUGGGAUGCAGGGAGACAGGAGAAGGGUGUAUUCCUACCCGUGUUUGGAAGUUUAUCUGGACAAGCAUGAGCUGCUGAUGCCCGCUGAUGAGAAACUGGAGGAAUUCUGGAUCGACUUCAACCUUGGCAGCCACAGCAUCUCCUUUUACUUCUCUUUGGCCGAUGGAGACGGAGAGGAGGGUCAGUGGGAUACGAUCUGUAUCAAUGAGAAUGAACUCCAAAGCUACACUGUUAAAGAGGAAGGCAAGAGGAAACUCUUGCAGUUAAACCUGUCAGAGGUGGUGAUGGUUGGUGGGGUUGAAGGAUCGAGUCUUACCAUCCACUUCAGCUCCUCUCUGGACAUCCUGCAGGCUGCUCGUAGCAUCUAUGGACAAACCAAAAACACAGGCUUUGUAGGGAAGACGGGCACAUCUGUGGUGAAGACGACAGUUAAAAUCAUCAUGGAGGAGAACAGCUCCCAGCAGGUUGUCCCAGAGAGCCAGGUGUCCCUUUGUGAAAGUGAGAAAAGCACCGCCCCCUAUCUUUUGCCUGCUCCGACUGCUCCUGUACAGAUAUUGACCCCUGCCAAUAUGAGGAUUUCAGAGUCCACCACCUUCAUAUGCAACAGUGCAGGAGGAAGUAUGCACAGUGCUGGUUCUCUCUCUGCUGUUAUGCAAAACACUCUAUCCAAGGGUAAAGGGAACCCAUCUUUGCUGAGAGUUCGUUCAUGUGAUAGGCAAGGUGAAUUUUUCCUGAGAGAUCUAAAGACCGGCAGUCAUCACACAACUCCCAGCAGCACAACAGCAGGGGGCAUGGUACAGCAGAGCGUGGCCUCCAAAAAGGUGGAUAACAACAAUGUUGACAAACAAAAAAAGAACACACCUUUGGAAAAAGCAGUAGAUAAAGUUCAAACUGGACAGCAAGAAGAACAGUCCCUGGAGGAUAAUUAUGUGCCUGACACCCAGCCCACAUGUGUGAAACAAAUUUCUUCUAACUGGGGCAGACUGUCUGUUUCUGAAAUGCUAACCAUGUCCACACAGAAAGUAAAAACACUGCAAAGACCUGAGCCUCAGUCAAGUUUGUCACACCAGCAGGAGCGCUCAUCCGUAGCGCUGAGAUUGUCAGUUCCAGACUCAGGCCCAAUCAGCCAAAAGCAGCUCCAUACCAAACUCACCCAGCGCCUGCAGAAGGUCCUCAGUGAGAGAGCCCAAGAUUGGGCACCUCAAGAGGCAGCUGCACCUCAAGGGAAAAUGUGUGACAUCAACGGGCAUUCAAAAAGCAGAAGCACUGCAGACCAGUGUUCCUUCACUUUAUGUGCUCCUCAAGUGCAGCAGACCCAGAGAAGUGGCUCAGGCAAAGUCAAGACUAAAGGCCAGAUGUCACUGGAAGCUCACAAAGCUCCAGUAAAGGCCCAAAACACUACAUCACUGCAGGAGAGAGUAACUGCCGACAUCACAGCUGAAACUAACAGGGCUCUCUCAAGCAAAGAGAAGAGAGAUGCAAAGGUUGCAAAAAGCAUGGUGAAGCUCAUCUCUAGCCAUUAUGAGACUAACACUCAAUCCACAGCAAAAAAUAAAGCAGAGAGUAUCCCUGAGAGCCGGAUUCCUCCUCUUGUUAACAGGCCAAUCUUCAAUAUGAGCUGGUAUUCAACUGCUAAAAAAGACACAUCCGGAGCUUUAAGCAUGACGAAAUCCGAGAGUAUAAGUGCAACAAACUCUUCCAGAAAGGAUAUAUUUGCAUUCAGCCUUGAUACACCGUUGACUUUUGGGGGAAAGGAAAGAAACCUGAAUAACACGUAUGGUUCAUCAAGCAGUGACAUCCCUGACUCAAGAUCCCACAACAUAACCAAGAGAGGACAACCUGUAACAAAAGAGAAGAAGCAUGUGAAAAAGCAUUUGUUUAGUGACACAGACACAGACCAUGCCAUGACAGAGCUCAGCUGGCUGAGGGAGUCGAGCAGGAAACCCAAACCCAAAGUUACCAAAUAUUCAAGGCAGGCCCCCAUCAAGCCUAGGGCUGAGUCACCUCAAACUUCAUGUGAAUCAUCACAUUUACCUCCUCCCUCCGCAAAGCCUGUCAAGGGUAACACCAAACCAAAUAAUAAGAAGCUCAAUGUGAAGGAGAGAGUGGAGCAGCAAAAGAAGAUGGUGAAGCCAGCAGCAGAAGCCCCCAACAGACCACAUGCAGCAGCCAGGAGGCCACGAAGAGCUGCCACUUCUACCAAGAGCUACAGGGAGCCAGAUACUGACGACAGCCAGUCAGAUGCAGAGAAGCCUCCUGCUCAUACGGCAAAAUACUUCUCACACUGUGCCUCUGACCAUCUGGAGAACACUGAGAAAACUCAUGAGGCGGCUCAGGUGAUGAAGAAAAAUUCUGCCACCAAACAACCAGCCAAAGGCUCCCUGAAACUAGAGAGCAGUCAUCUCAGCAGCCGCUUGGAUAUCAAUUCAGAACAGCCAUCUAUUUCCAAGAAGCAGAGGCCUGAGAAUGUUCUUCAAGUCACUUCAAAGUUUAGUAAGAAAAAAAUCAACCCCGUCCAAGAACAGAAGAAUGCAUUAAAGGAGUCGUUGGCUGCUCGCCAGACCUCCUUCUGUCCGUCACCUCCUUUCAUGGAGAGGAUGAGAUCUUACGAGAGGUCAGCCCCAACCUUGGAUUUGACCUUCUCCCCUCUUGUCACCCCGCGGGGAUCUCCACUCCCUGCCUCCCCUGACCCUGCCUGCCAAGACACCCCCUCGCCAAUCCUGCGGCUACCUAAACCUUGCUCUACUGUCAGCAGUAAUGGAAACUUCAAGCCCCCCUCUCACUACAGUGGAGAAAAGAAGCGCAGCACAUCCAGGACUCAAUCCAUCCAGUGUGCCGCCUCUCUCGCCUCACUGAGACAUCAAAACGCUGCACCCAAUCCUCCCAUUGGGCCACGUGCAGCAAAGAUCAGUCCAAAUCAGCAGUGUCUCUCACCAGCACAGCAGUCUCCUUCGCCUGUAUUCACUCAACCCCUGCUGACAUCUACAUUCUUUGAGCUGGAUAAGCCAUCCUUGCCCUCUCCUCCACAGUCACCUUUCCAUGACGACAACAAUAACAACCUAUAUGGCAUCGGUAAAGUGUCUUCAAUAUCAAGGGUUUCACUCAGCCAAUCGUCCACUAAGUCAUCAGUGAUCACUGGCAGAGUUAAGGAAAGCCCCAGGGCUCCUCUGACUGUGUUUCACAAAACAGAGAAAACACCACUCUCAGACUCAGAUGUGGAGCAAGAACAGCCUCUUAUGUCAGGACCCAGUCGCAAGCGGCACGUCUCCAAAUCCAGUAAUUCUGAGGAAGAUGAGAAGGAAGAGAAGAUGAAAAGCAAGAUGAGAGCGCAGCGUGCUCCUCAGAUGAAGCCAAGGAAGUUGUUCAAGUCCUUCAUUGGGUUGUCUGCUGAAGGUGAGGUGAGCCAGGUCAUGUCCUCUUCCCACACAGUGAGCUCCAGUCAAUGGGAGGCCGAAGAGGGCAGUGGAGACGUGGACAUGGAUGAAGAUUUGGAGUUGCCUGGAAUUGCUUUUAACCAGAGUAACGUGUGCCAGCAAUUCAGCUCUGAGCUAAAGAAGAAGUUCCAGAGCCGUUACAAGAUGGUUGAGGUUUACAACAAGCAGUCACUGAAGACUGUCCAGCAACAUGUGUCCUCCUUCAACAUGCAAGUCACCAAACACAGGACACAGAGGCUUGAACAGGUUCAGAAGGUCCUUUUGGAAGAGAUCCACAAAUUGGAGCAGGAUGACACAGCACUCCGGAACAUGGAGAAAGACCUGACAAUUUACUGGAAAAAACAGGCUGUGGCUUUCCAUUCUUACCAGGAGCAGGAAACCAGGAGAAACGAGAGUCUGAAGAAAGCCUUCCAGAGCAACAUGUGCCACAGCUUGGAGUACGAGGAGAACGUAUUCACAUCCCAGAUGUGUCUGAUGAGGAAAGAUAUGAAGUCGGUUCAGGACAGACUCCUGAGUGAGAUGCAAGUGGGAGAGAUCCAGAGUGUGAAGAAAGGCCUGCAUGCUUUGUUCUUCCCAUGAUGGAGCCAGAUUCUGAGUUGAACGGCGUUCCGUCAGGUCCCUAUGCUGUAAACAGGGUUGUGUAUUUCACCACACAAUUCACACUGCGCUGUGUUAGUUGACCUGUGCUGAUUUGGUCCCAAAAUGUUCGGCAGAAUUUUGUCAUGUUCUGCUUUUAUUGUAUGAAAAUGUAUUUGGUUUAUUCUGACCUGGAUAUGUUGUUUUGUAUGUUUGAAAAAAAUAUUAAAAUUUUAUUCCGAUAUUUAUAUUUAUGAUAUGUAUAGAUUGUAAGUUGGAAAAACUGAAAAGUUCCAUUUAAAAUCUUAA
Platichthys flesus (European flounder) is the source of this 5133-nucleotide messenger RNA. It is a transcript of the gene sycp2, whose product is annotated as synaptonemal complex protein 2. The record is from RefSeq and is a predicted model, not a curated record. The coding region runs from base 1 to 4827 and encodes 1608 amino acids. Lineage: Eukaryota; Metazoa; Chordata; Actinopteri; Pleuronectiformes; Pleuronectidae. The transcript has 45 exons.